AUGCUCGCUAAGUGGCUCUGCCUUUCGGCUCUGAGCUCCGUGGCUCUGGCCGCUCCUGUGGUCGAGGAGCGCCAGGUUACCGACGUGCCCACCGCCACUGUUGAGGCGCGUGCUGCCACGACCGCCACCUACACAGGCAACCCUUUCGCUGGAGUCAACAUGUGGGCCAACUCGUUCUACGCAUCCGAGGUUUCUGCCUAUGCCGUCCCUACUCUGGGUGCCAACGCCGCCAAGGUCGCCAAGGUUCCCAGCUUCCAGUGGAUUGACACCAAAGCCAAGAUCGCUGUUGCUGAGAACACCCUGAAGGAGAUCCGUGCUGCCAAUGCAGCUGGAGCCAGCCCGCCCAACGCUGCCAUCUUCGUUGUGUACGACUUGCCCGACCGUGAUUGUGCCGCCGCGGCGUCCAACGGCGAGUACAGCAUCGCCAAUGGCGGUGUUGCCAACUACAAGGCCUACAUCGACGCUCUCGUCGUCCUUUUCAAGGAGUACUCUGACAUUCGCCUUCUGUUGCUUAUUGAACCCGACUCGCUCGCCAACAUGGUCACCAACAUGAACGUUGCCAAGUGUUCCAACGCCAAGUCGGCGUACCUCGAGUGCACAAAGUACGCCGUCACCAAACUCAACUUGCCCAAUGUCGCCAUGUAUCUCGAUGCUGGUCAUGCUGGCUGGCUCGGAUGGCCCGCCAACAUUGGUCCCGCUGCCGACCUGUUCGCGCAACUGUACAAGGACGCUGGGUCGCCAAAGGCUCUUCGCGGACUCGCCACCAACGUCGCCAACUACAACGCAUUUUCCCUGUCUUCUGCACCUAGCUACGCUCAGUCAAACCCCAACUUCGAUGAGCAGAGAUACAUCAACGCGCUGCAGCCUCUUCUCAAGUCUCGCGGCUGGGAUGCCCGCUUCAUCGUUGACCAGGGCCGUAGCGGCAAGCAGCCUACUGGCCAGGCUGAGUGGGGUGAUUGGUGCAACGCCAUUGGCACUGGUUUCGGUACCCGCCCUACCUCUAACACUGGCAACUCUCUCGUUGAGGCUAUCGUUUGGAUUAAGCCUGGUGGUGAGAGUGAUGGCACCAGCGACACCUCUGCUGCUCGUUACGACUACAACUGCGGCAAGUCUGAUGCCCUCAAGCCUGCGCCCGAGGCUGGCUCGUGGUUCGAGAAGUACUUUGAGCAGCUCUACAACAACGCGAACCCGUCCUUCAAGUAG
Molecule: messenger RNA, 1203 nt
Organism: Microdochium trichocladiopsis
Lineage: Eukaryota; Fungi; Ascomycota; Sordariomycetes; Xylariales; Microdochiaceae
Product: putative 1,4-beta-D-glucan cellobiohydrolase C
Exons: 3
Coding region: 1-1203 (400 amino acids)
Biological process (GO): cellulose catabolic process
Molecular function (GO): hydrolase activity, hydrolyzing O-glycosyl compounds
Source: RefSeq, a predicted model, not a curated record